Culicoides brevitarsis is the source of this 1431-nucleotide messenger RNA. It is a transcript of the gene escl, whose product is annotated as polycomb protein EED. Gene Ontology annotation, cellular component: ESC/E(Z) complex. The transcript is spliced from 2 exons. Gene Ontology annotation, molecular function: nucleosome binding; protein binding. Bases 77 to 1330 code for a protein of 417 amino acids. Gene Ontology annotation, biological process: heterochromatin formation; negative regulation of transcription by RNA polymerase II. The record is from RefSeq and is a predicted model, not a curated record. NCBI's taxonomy places the organism in Eukaryota, Metazoa, Arthropoda, Insecta, Diptera, Ceratopogonidae.
GACUUAACAAAAUUCAGCCCGCUCAAGUUGUUUUUUUUAUUUUUUUAAAUUAAAUAUCUCGAAAUUUACAAUUAAAAUGAAACCAGCAAUUGCCACAAAUGACCUCUCCGAUUCGGAUUACUCGAAUGAACACGAUGAUGCUUCGAGCAUUGCAAGUGGUGUUACCGAAACGUCUCGCAGCAAUACCCCCAAUAGUUCUGGCCGCAAACGAAGAAGAGGCAAGAAAAAAGCCUCAAAAUACACCAAACCCUUUUUCAAGUACUCCAGUUUUGCGAAGGAGGAUCACGGAUGUCCCCUCUUCGGCACGCAAUUUUGCCAUGUAGUGAGCAAGGAUCACGGACCAAUUUUCGCGACAGUAGGAAGUAAUCGGUUGAGCGUGUACGAGUGUCCCAGUGAUGGUUCUAUCAAAAUUCUGCAGUGCUAUGCUGAUCCGGACCACGAAGAGCUCUUUUACACGUGUGCGUGGUCUUAUGAUCCGGUGAUGAGUCGAGUGUUAUUGGCAGCUGGCGGCUUUCGUGGAGUCAUUCGGGUCUUUAAUCCCAAGGAAAUGGUUUGUUUUCGAAGCUUCAUCGGACACGGACACGCCAUUAACGAGUUGAAAUUCCAUCCGAAACAACCGAAUAUCCUACUUUCGGCCAGCAAGGAUCACUCAUUGCGCUUGUGGAAUGUCCAAACAGACGUUUGUAUCGCAAUUCUGGGCGGCGUCGAAGGACAUCGAGAUGAAGUGCUGAGUGCGGACUUUGACAUCCUCGGAAACAAAAUAAUUUCCUCAGGCAUGGAUCACAGUUUGAAAAUUUGGAAUUUAGAAAAGCCCGAAAUGAAAUCGGGCAUCGAGCGGAGCUACGUGUUUGACAUUAAGAAAAGUUCGCGCGUUUUUGACACCGUAAAAGAGCAUUUUCCCGAAUAUUCCACCAGAGAUAUCCACGGCAACUACAUAGAUUGUGUCCGUUGGUUCGGGGAGUUAAUUUUCUCCAAAUCUUGCGAAAAUGUUAUUGUUUGCUGGAAACCGGGACGUCUCGAAGACGUAAAACUCAAGCCCGGAGAGACAGAUGCCACGGUAAUUCACAAGUUUGGACUGAAGGAAUGCGAAAUUUGGUUUAUUCGCUUUUCCCUCGACUACUGGCAGAAAUAUCUGGCCUUGGGAAAUACCGUGGGACAUGUUUUUGUUUGGGAUAUGGACGCUUCGGAUGAUCCGAGAAAUGUGAAAAGCUGUUGUUUAAUACAUCCACAGUGCAAAACUGCGGUGAGACAAACGACGUUCUCGAAAGACGGAUCAAUUUUGGUGUUUGUUUGUGAGGACGGAACUAUUUGGCGUUAUGAUCGUCUCUAAAAUUUAGGAUUUAAUUUAUUUAAAAUAGCAAGUAAGUCUUUUUUCUUGUAAUUUUAUUUUUUAAUUAAACAGAAUAAUAAAAGAAUUAAAAGAUAAAAUUA